AUGAUGAAACCAUCGUGAAAAUAUGUUUGAUUUUAGUAUAUUUUUUUAUUUUAUUUCCAUCGGAAUUGUAUGUUUACAUCCAUUCUGUAAAGGAGCAACCCAUUGGUUUGUAACAGAGGAUGGAAGAAUCCAACAGCAGGAUGACUCUGUGUUCAAUCUCAAACGACCCUACGAUCUGGUCACCUUCAUUCAGCAACAAACAGCAUUUGAUAGGUUAAAGAUUUUACGAGAAGAGUACCUGGAAGAGAAACGAAAAGUUAUUGAAGCAAGAGAGAAGGAAAGAGCAGAAAUCCAAAAAUCAUUUUACGAAGAGGAUCCUGAUUGUGUUGAUGCAGGAGGCCACAUUUCUGAGUUUGAACUACAUUUAGAUAUGACUCUUUCCUUUUCUAAGAAAGGCAUCAAUCUUCCAGAUCAUCUCAACCUUUGCCAGUCACUUCCCUCUGAUGUUCAACCACCAGUUUGUCAAGCUCAGCUACCAACAGUUAUAUACAGCUAUGAUCAUCUUGAGGGAGUAAAGCAUCGCCAUCUGCUGAAUUCCACUGCUGAGCCAAUGCUGCUUACAACAAUGUCAUCUUAUUUUAAAACUGCAGAAGAAUUAGGAGGCCAAGUGAGUCUGGCUCUUGAAAAGAAUUCAACUUCAUGGGUUUUACUUAAUCUUGCUGCAUACUAUUGGAGAAUUAAAGGAAAUGCUCUGCAUGCUGUGGAAUGUUUAAGACAAGCUUUGUAUUAUUCACCAAGGGAGCACAAAGAUCGUGCACUGAUGAGCCUGGCGGCAGUACUUUACCAUGCAAAUCACACCCAUGACUCUGUUGUUCUUCUGCACACUGCUAUGGAAACUUGUCAGGAAUAUUCUGUGUAUCACUUUCUACUUGGAAAUAUUUAUGCUUCUCAGAAGAUGUAUGAAAUGGCUGACUUAUGUUACAAAUUCACUGUAGCUGUUUCCCCCGACACGAAAUCGUUGUGUGAGCGAGUCAAAGCCGUGAGGUGUGAGAUUAAACUGAAACAACUGUUAAAAGAACGCCAAUUAGCAUUUGAUGAAAGAUUGGACUUCCACGGCACUCCUGAACUUGAUGAUUCAAAAGAGUUUAAAAAUGAAGAAGCCGAGAAGAAAGAACUCCUUCCGCUAGAAACAUUCAAGAAGCAACUUAACCGGCUCUACCUGCUUACAGAAGGUCUACCAAAGAACCCAGACAGCUGUAAGAGCCGAUCUGUUCCUGUGAAACAGGAAGGGAAUUUGCCUUCUGAUGGUACUGGAACAACAGAGAGACGGGAAAAACAGCCAAAAAACGAAGACUCCGAAGAGACAGUCAACAAACAGAGGAAUGAGAAAGAGGAAAAAGAAACUGGAAGUUCUGGAUUGCGAACUCUACCGCAAGGAGAAGAAGAAUCAAAACACAAUUCUGAUGCCAUCGAAUCUGAUCUAAAAUCGAAAUCCCUUGAUAGAAAAGGCCAAGAUGAAGAACGCACUAUCUGGAAAGAAAAAAGAGUGAUGAGUGAAUCACUAAAAGCAAGAAAUUCUCGGUUAAAUAAUUCUAAAUUUUCUAUAGAGAUGAAAACCAUGCAGGAUUUAGAAGAAGCUCGACUAGCGUUGACUCGCUUAAAACAUGUCAUGAAAACUGUUACUCAUACAAACUCCGCUACGCAGACUGUGAAAAUAACCGAGGAGAAAGUGCUGCAAAGUGAAAACGGUGCGAAGACAAACGUAGAAAAAACAAGCUGUGUUGAAAGUAUUUCAACUUUGCAGGAAAAAGAAAUGACAGUCAAGAAAGAGAAUACUGGUCGACGCGGCGAGAGUGGUUUUAAAACGAUGAAACGAGGCGCUGGUUUUAAUAAUCCUAGUGAGGAUGGCUUUGCCGGAAGUGUUAUUGCUGAUGAUGGUAAAUUUGUUAAGCAGAAAGGAGAGUCUAUUGUGUUGAGCAAGAACGAUCCAGGUUCAAAGUUUGAUUAUCUGAUACCUUCCAAGAACACCCGGGACAAUGUUAUCGCAGAAUCACUGUUUGAGCAGCUAAAAGGAAGCGUCCCUAGCGGACCUAAACACACGCCACCUCUAAAGGACAAAGCAUUCUUGCCGAGUUUAAGAAAUUGUGAAGAUCUUGGAAGGAAGAAACUAAAAGGCGAAGCGGUCAGUGCGGAGUGUUUGACUCAAGAUUCCAAGAAACAGACGCACGGCACAAGCGCUGGAAGAGAUGUUAGUGUUGAGAGCUUUGUGUCAACCACUGAAUUUACUAAGGCCGAGGAAAAUGAGCUAUCGACGGAUAAAAGAAGUCUGCUUGAUUCAGAUGGUGAGGUAAUUUUGAUGAAGCAAACUUUGGCAGAUGAGAUUUCGGCUAACGUGCCCACGGAUUCUCUAUUAAGUGAGCGCACUUCUGAAGCAAAAGUUCUUGAACAAAGCGAGAAGAAAAGUAAUAGAAAUACAAAAGUCAAUAUUGGUUCGACUGCAAGUGAUAACAACAAUCUUAAAGUGAACUCUGUCGAGAGUGUUUCUGCCACGCAAAUCAAAGGCAGUGGUCUAGAAAUUGAAAGCAAGAAACAUCACUGGAAGACAAACCCUGGAGAGUACGAAAAAUCUAAUUUGAACGUACCAGAAAAUAAUGGAGAGAAAUUUUCUACCGCUUAUGACGAUGCGAGAAGUAAAACCAGAGAUGAAGAGAGUUAUAAUAGUAAAGAUUAUGGUAGACCAGAUACUAGUGGUGUUGUUAAAAAUCCUAAAAACGCUAACGGAGAAAAGAGUAAAGCGGAGAAAAGGCAAAAUCGGUUGGAUUCAAGCGCAACAAAAGAGUUACCUGCUAAAAGUGAUAAAUCAAGUAAACUAAACGAGGUUAAAUUUAAGCCAUCGCCUAAUAUGAAGGAAAAAGUUAACAGCGCCGAGUUUCUUCACAGUGUUGGUGCAGGAUCGAGCGUUUUUGAAACAAGCUUUAUGAACGUGCAAACUGACGGAUCUCUUCAGGAUCUGAGUGAAGAAGAAUGCCGACACAUAGAGGGUGUCCAGGCUCUGAUUGUCAGGAACAAACAGUUCAGCGCAUGGCUGUCGUUGGACACCAAAAACAUUGACGUGCGGGCUCACAUCGACUUCCUAAGUGAGGUGGACGACUUUCCCAGAAGGCCUCGUUGUACGGCAAAGAUCAGGAACAAAUUGCACACGUUCCACAACCUUCCGGGUGUGGUCAAUGCUGCUUAUUUUGAUCAAGUCGCUGAAGUUGGUCUCACUCAGACCCUGUUGAGCAUGGGAAGAACAUUACAAGACACCAUUGACGAGAUGGGAACACGAAUUUUCAAUGCCCUAAAGAAGAAUUCUUCGUCCUGGGUGCUACUGAAUGUAGCGUCUCUUUAUUGGAGAGUACAAGGAGAUACUGCUGAAGCCAUCAAGUGUCUACGCCAAGCUCUUUCUUUCUCUCCAUCCAAUGCAAGGGAUGUAGCUCAUGUUAGUCUGGCCAGUAUAUUGUUAAGAGAGGGCCAGCUUGAAGACGCUGCUGUAGUCAUAAAAAAGGCUCUUGAGAUUUCUCCCAGUCUUGCUCUUGGACACUUUAUUCUUGGAAACGUCUUCGGUGCUCAGAGUGAAAUACCUGAGGCUAUUCAGCACUAUCUGCUCGCCUUACAGCUCGAACCAGGCUUCACACCGGCUGUGGAGAGGUUAAAGAUCAUUCAGUGUGUGCUGUGGAAACAGCAAAAAGCUCUGGAAAAAGAAGCCGCUGACCUCAGGAAACUCCUUACCCCAAAGUGAACGCAGUCGGCAGCGGCCUCGAACUUUUUCCCUCAGCAUUCGUAGUCUGAAAGACCGACUUUAAUUUUCUAAAAUAGUUAAACUUGCUGAGUGGAUAAAUGACAGAAAUUAUUUCUAUAAUGGGAAAAAAAGCAUAUUUGGCAAUCGAUGAAUUAUAUAUUGGGAUGAAAAUUUUCUAAUUACAAAAAUAAAAAGCUUAAAAUUUCAAAUAAACCCUAGCUGGCAAAACUUAAAAAAUAAAACGUUCUUCUUUUGGAAAGAUAGGCCAAUAUUUUGGAGCUUUUUAUAAAUGCGAAGUAACCGUUAACUUUUCCUCUGGCUUUUGCGAUUAAAUCUCUCACUGAAUCUGGUAAGACAGUGUCUAGAGUCAGGAGUCCAUUACAUCUGUUAGUGUGUAUAUUUUCUUUUAGAAAUAAAUACCAUUUUGAAAGCAAUUUGUUCAUAGCUUAUAAAAGUAGUUUCUGUAGUCAAAUGGUUCAGAAUAUAUAAAGUACCGUUUCAAAACGGCCUCGUCACUCUUUGAAUUUUAAGCCUGCCACGAUUACAGCUUUCUUCAUCCUAACUUAAUAAUUUCAUGUAGAUAUCGAAGUCAAAUUAGACAAGUAAGUAUUUUUACACAGAGAAAAGAUUAGUUUUGUUUGAGGGGACGCCGGUCAUCUGACAAACUUUUCUAUAGGAUUCUUAAAAAGAAGUACAAAGUUAUGAAUUUCUCACCUCAUUUAAAGUUAAUAUAUUGUGACGGUAAAUAUUUUAGAAGGUUUAGAUAUGCCAGUCGUAAAUACAAA
This is a messenger RNA of Pocillopora verrucosa, 4506 nucleotides long. Its product is annotated as tetratricopeptide repeat protein 17. Gene Ontology annotation, biological process: actin filament polymerization. Gene Ontology annotation, molecular function: protein binding. Lineage: Eukaryota; Metazoa; Cnidaria; Anthozoa; Scleractinia; Pocilloporidae. Gene Ontology annotation, cellular component: cytoplasm; actin cytoskeleton. The record is from RefSeq and is a predicted model, not a curated record.